This is a messenger RNA of Meloidogyne enterolobii, 219 nucleotides long. The record is from the annotation of a GenBank genome assembly. Lineage: Eukaryota; Metazoa; Nematoda; Chromadorea; Rhabditida; Meloidogynidae.
AUGAGAUUUUUAAUAGUUAAAAUUGCAGAUAAAUAUUUUUUAAUUUAUCAUACAUUUGGAGAAAAUGAUAAUUUAUACAAUAUAUUUAAAAAACGUUUGGAUUGGGCAAUAGAUGAAGCAUAUCACAGAUUUAAAGGUUAUUCGGAUGAGAGAAUGUGUUUUAUGGUGGAAUUUAUUAAAAUACUAGAUAAAUGCAUGGAAGUAAGUAUUUAUUUUUAA